CGAUUCCAUUCCUUUCUAAAACAUCUCAAGUACUCGGCACGAUGGUGGAAAAGAAGCGUAAAGCAGGCUCACAAGAGAGCGAAAGGCCUGCCAAAAAGAGCCAGACCAACAAAGUCAAGGUCACUCACUUGUCGAGUGCAGACAUCGCCAAACCAGUCGUCGCACACUCUCCCGGCGUCGACCUCCCGUCAGACGUAUCGUUCGAUGCCUAUUCCAAGAAAUCCGCCUCGGGCCAGCAGUCCACCCUGCUCCUCCAGUCCUCCACACAUCCAACGAUAGACUACCUAGCGACAGAAAGCAGCACCACAUCCAUUGGCGACAAACACGUGAAACAAUACAUUGCCAUCUUCGACCCGUCGACGAACAAUCUGAGCGUGAUCCCUGCCAAAAAGAUGACGGUCCGCUCCAGCGUGCGCCAACUCCCCUCCGCCUCGACCGACGACUCCGCCGCAGCAGACGCUUCAGACGCGGACGCAGACGCAGACGGCGAACCCUCAACCAAACCACCACCACCACCGACACCGUCCUCCCGCGCCGCUCUGACCGAAGCCUUCGGGACCAAGAAAUCGAAGAAGGCCGUAGCAGCCAUCGCCGAGAACCGCCUCCUGGCCCGCAGCGCGGACACCAACGCCAACGACCCUCUCUCCAGCGCCAUCCUCUCCUCCAUCCAAGAAGACGACAACAACGCAGACCCAUCCCUCUCCCUUUCGACCUCGACCUCGACCCCAGACAGCCGCGCCAACAAACCCCUUCCCCAACCCGACCUCACCGCCACCGACAUCAACCAAUUCUACCCGUUAUCCUCGCUCAUCUUCCCGGGCCCUCCGCGCACCACGCUCUCCCAGAUGCCCAUCGCCGCCUGGCGCGACCGAAUCUCUUCCGGCAAAGAAAUCCAAAGCCGCUUCCGCUACAUCGCCCACCGCGUCGCCGGCCUGGUCCAACUGCACAUCAACCACCCCGACGACCGCUCCGUGCUCGAGAAGCUCCAAAUCCUCCGCUACAUCCAACUCCUCCUCGAACUGCACACGUACAUAUCCCGACUGCCCAGCCGCAAUCGGGCGAUCCCACCUCCGGAGAAAUGGCCCGCAAACACGACCUCGGACACGUCCCUCAGCGCGGCCUUCCAGUACAAACUCGUCGGCGCUUUGUUCCCGUCGUACCUGCCCACGAACCAGGCAAAGACGCUCUUGAUCACCACGAUCCUCGCCCUGACGCUACACGUCCCGCCGCCGAAGUGGGCUCCAGGCCAAGAAUUGAGCGUCCUCAUCACCGAGCCAAGCGAUAUCCAUCUCGACCUGGCACUGCCGGGGGCGGAAGUGACCAAAUACUUCCGCGAAUUGGGAUGUAGAUUGGAGAGUUUAAGCGAUGCUGAGUUGACCAGAUAUGGCUGGGAGAAGGUGGGCAAAGCUCGGAAAAAGGUUGAUUCCGAAGGCAAGGAAAUCACCAUUCCCAAGGCAAAGUUCGCGAAGCUCAGGUUUCCGGUCGAGUUUCCCAAGAUCAGUGCGGGACGGCCGGGCAGGAGGUAAAGGACAUUAGUUGACAAAUAUCGGUUUAUUCGGGAGUUGUAGUCUUCUGUCAUCUUUUCUUCCAGGACAAAGCCUAUGACGAGCCAGGUGUCUCAUUAAAAAGGAUCCAAAGUGCAGCUGGAUAGAAUGGGUAGCCAGAUGCUUUGCACCAUCCCAAGCAAGACUAUUAGACUGUGCAACGCGGUAUGACCAAUGUGCUCCACUACGGUAUUGGAAUAUCGAGACGAGAGCAAUCACAAGCACACUAUCUGCAGAAGAUCGAAGUA
Exophiala xenobiotica is the source of this 1792-nucleotide messenger RNA. RefSeq lists its product as uncharacterized. Lineage: Eukaryota; Fungi; Ascomycota; Eurotiomycetes; Chaetothyriales; Herpotrichiellaceae. Gene Ontology annotation, molecular function: DNA binding. Bases 42 to 1526 code for a protein of 494 amino acids. The transcript has 2 exons. Gene Ontology annotation, biological process: transcription elongation by RNA polymerase I; nucleolar large rRNA transcription by RNA polymerase I; RNA polymerase I preinitiation complex assembly. Gene Ontology annotation, cellular component: RNA polymerase I complex. The record is from RefSeq and is a predicted model, not a curated record.